This is a messenger RNA of Thunnus maccoyii (southern bluefin tuna), 2699 nucleotides long. RefSeq names its product StAR-related lipid transfer (START) domain containing 10 (gene stard10). Gene Ontology annotation, molecular function: lipid binding. Lineage: Eukaryota; Metazoa; Chordata; Actinopteri; Scombriformes; Scombridae. The transcript is spliced from 6 exons. The coding region runs from base 777 to 1565 and encodes 262 amino acids. The record is from RefSeq and is a predicted model, not a curated record.
CGUUUCCAAUGUAGUCGCCGCUGCGUCGCCUGCCUGUUCUGCGUGGUUUCUCCUCCUCUCCCCUUCCACCUCCUCCUCCUCUUCCUCUUAUUUCUCACCGCAUCCCCUCUACCACCUGCCACAGCAGCGACGCAGCGAUGGAGGGCUGCUGCAAAUUAUUAUAAGCUCACAGAAGAACCAGCACCAACAGAGAAAAGAGAAAGACACGCAGAGGAAAAGAUAGAUAAAGAAGGAAAGAGACAGAUAGAUAGAGAGAGACGGAUAGACAGAGAGAGAGAGAGUGUGAAGCGGAAACACAGAAACAUAUGGUUUGUCUGAAGAGGACUGCUGAACCGGACUGAAACUUAUUAAAUUACCGUCAUCAACUAAAACGCACACUUAAUUCGUUUAUUUCAUUUUUUGACACGUGUUUGCCUCAUUUUUGCGCGCUCUCACCUGUGCGUUCACCUCUGUUUGAUUAGUUUGUGCGGGGCGGAUUGCGGUUGUUGUGCCUCCCUGAGCACAGACACACACGCACACAAGCAAACACACACACAUAGAUCAUCACAAGACGCGGUGCAGCCUAUAAAAGCUUCUUGCAAGGAGGAAAUUGAAUUACAGAAGUUAUUCCCACAGAAGAGGAGGACAACUGGCUCUCGGCUUUUCCAUUCGCUUUCGCUGGCUCACCGUGUCUCCUCCGGGCCCAGCAGGAGUCUCUUGGACCCCCCCCCCCCCCCACUCCCCUAACCCCCUCUCUCCCUCUCCUCGUCCCCCCCCCCACCCGCCGGUAACGAGCCAUGUCUGGACACACUGUGACCAUCCCGGACGACCGGGCGUUCGCCAGCUUCAAGGCGGAGUGUCUGUGCGAGGAGGGCUGGAGUAUGAACUACAGCAAGGGGGGCAUCACGGUGUGGACCCAGGGUCUGGAGGCGGGGAAGUCCGUCCACAAAAUUAAGUGUCGUAUGGUGUGUAAGGACGUCUCAGCUGAGACCAUGUAUGACGUUCUCCAUGACAUUGAAUACAGAAGGAAAUGGGACACAAACGUCAUUGAGACCUUUGAUAUCGGGAAACUUACAGUCAACGCGGACGUCGGUUACUACUCAUGGAAGUGUCCAAAUCCUCUUCGGAACCGCGAUGUCAUCACGCUUCGCUCCUGGCUGCCAAUAGGGAAAGAUUACAUCAUCAUGAACUAUUCAGUCAAACAUGCCAAAUACCCUCCUAAAAAGGACAUGGUGCGAGCUGUGUCCAUUCAGACUGGCUACAUGAUCCAGAGCCAGGGACCCAACCACUGUACCCUCACUUACAUGGCCCAGGUAGAUCCAAGAGGUUCAUUACCCAAGUGGGUUGUCAACAAGUCUUCCCACUUCCUCGCUCCUCGCGCAAUGAAGAAGAUCAACAAAGCCUGUGUGAAGUAUUCAGAGUGGAAGCAGAGACACAACCCCGGAUUCAAGCCCUGGCUCUACCCCGAACAGACUACAUUACCCAGCAUCCCACUCUCUGAGCUCAGCAUCCAGCAUGCUGAGAGCCUGGAGAAUAUUGAUGAGAGCUCCCUGGCCGAGACCCAGGAGAGAGAAGACAGCGACUAACACACACACAACACGACAACACAACACACAACACACAUAUUCAUGCACACACACACACACACACACACACACAUACAGUAAUGCAGGGAUACAUGCAUGCCUGAUACACAUCCAUAAUGACACAAAUGUGCCAUGUAUGUGAUUCAGUAUGUAACUGUAUAUGUGCUUAUACUUGCAUAUGUGUGCGUAUAUAUAUAUAUAUAUAUAUAUAUAUAUACAUAUAUAUAUAUAUAUAUACUCUACAUGCAAGUGCAUAUGCAGUCAUAAUAACAGUCACAUGCAUGUAAGCAUUCAUGCAUACAGACAAACUCAUUCUCGACCAACUCAAGUCUCUUACUCGCAUACAUAAUGUAUGAACACGUACAUACAAUAUACAAACGUCUGCAACAUAGAUGCACUCACAGACACACACCCACCCACUCACAAGGGGCUGCAAGACUACGUAUUUUUACAUGUCAGUAAACUCAUCACAGUCAAAAACAUGGCUGUGAAUGUGAUUUUUCAUGCCUGUUAAAGGAUAUAUCAGCGUUUUCUAAUCGGGGGGGCUAUGCAGAUUAUUAUAGCAAAAAUAUAUUUUCAGUAACAUUAAUGUUUAAAUGUUUACAUAUUAACUUGAUGUAGACACUGGACAGUGCACACCCUUUCAUUCAAACUUAGGCCAAAACAAUGGAUAUCAGAAUUACACAAACUUCCUUUAACUCACACUUGUUUCAGUAGUCUAAAUAGUGGGAAAACUUCUGAGUGCAACCCCUAAUGAUCACAAUGCGUACAAAAUUUGUAUGUAAAAAUUAAUAUACUAUACAUACCUGUAUACACAUGCAGAGUUCACAUUUAAGACUGCAUUUAUGCACCCAGACAUGCAUACACACUCCCAGUUUAUGUCUCUCUCCCCUUGUUGUCUCUCUGUCACUCGUUAUGUGUCUUUAUCACAUUUUGUAAGCACAUGAUAAAUAUGCAGGUGUGCAGAAGGCAGCUGUAACUCCCAACCAAACCCCAACACAUGUACACACACACAAUAACACACACACAAACACACACAGAUUUUACACUCACACGUUCUGUCUGCUGAGAUGUAUGAAUGUAUGUAGAGUUUAAAAAUUAAAUACAGAUUCCUACAGAGGUUUUCAAAUUUCA